Messenger RNA from Diachasmimorpha longicaudata, 1983 nucleotides. Its product is annotated as homeobox protein GHOX-7-like. Gene Ontology annotation, biological process: regulation of transcription by RNA polymerase II; embryonic morphogenesis. Gene Ontology annotation, molecular function: DNA-binding transcription factor activity, RNA polymerase II-specific; RNA polymerase II transcription regulatory region sequence-specific DNA binding. Gene Ontology annotation, cellular component: nucleus. The record is from RefSeq and is a predicted model, not a curated record. NCBI's taxonomy places the organism in Eukaryota, Metazoa, Arthropoda, Insecta, Hymenoptera, Braconidae. The coding region runs from base 343 to 1497 and encodes 384 amino acids. The transcript is spliced from 3 exons.
UGUUGAAUCCUCGGUCAGUUCACUCGGAGGCCUUGCUAAGCAAAGAAGUCUCAGUUACAAUCGUCAUUGAAAUAAUUUUCAAGCAUCAUUACUCAACAAUUCUCAUUAUCCUUAUCGCUCAUUCCACCUAAUUUCCGUUUAAUUUUAUCGCCGACAAUACGGAAACUAAUCAUCAGUUAAUGAUUCUAAGUCAAUUUGUGGAUAAUAAUGAAAUUUUAGUGACAAGUAAUUAGCGGUAUGAUUAAGUGCUGUGGAAUUUGAGGGCUUAAUGAAAAGUGAAUAAUCGAAGAGCUCCGGAUUUUUUUUUAUACAAAAAGACCAUAAAGUCAAGGUUUUACGAGGAUGACAGUGUUAAGGAUGACAAGCUCACCAGCGACAUCACCGUCAACAAGUCCAGCACCGCCAGAACAGGCGCAAGCUAUUGUUCCAACAACUCGAGCUAAUCAACAGAGAUUGAGUUUCUCAGUGGCUGCACUACUUGCUGACACCAAGAAGCCCAAGGCACAGGUGUCAAAUGCAUCAGCAAUGUAUCCAUCUCCAAGCUCAUCACCAGUUACAAGUGCAUAUUCACCAGUUGCCAGUCGUCAGUAUAGAAAUCCAAGUUCGUGUACUCCUGAGAAUGCUAAUUACACAUUAUCACAGUCACCUACACGAGUUUGUGAUACCAGAACUGCUAGUUCACCUCCAAAAUUGACUGAAACAAGUCAUUCGAUAUCUCGUAUGCUGACACCACCACGAAAUACAACAACAAAUCUGCAGGACUAUGGUUCACAUUCGCCGAGAAGUUCACACGAUGGGGCAACCUCAAGAUGUUCGGAACUGGAUAUGGAGGAUGAUGAAGAAGGAAGUCUUGUUGAUGUUGAAGAUUUGGAGCAGCAGGGAACAACGAGUAGUCCAAAUCCAGUGAGACCAAUGCCAGCUUAUGUCGGUGGAUUCUCCACGUUAGGCACGUUAUCUGGCCUCCCUGGGGGAUUUCAUCCAGCAUCAGUGUGGGGUGGUAGUGUCCAGCACAGAUCAGCAGUUGCUAUUGCCGCAGCAGCUGCUGCUGCCAGCUAUUUUCCAUCACACUUUGCUCAUCAUACACCAUUAAACGAGAACGGUGAGCCAGCCAAAAUCAAGUGCAAUCUCAGGAAGCACAAGCCCAACAGAAAGCCAAGAACACCUUUUACAACGCAACAGCUCGUGGCUUUGGAGAAGAAAUUCAGGGAGAGGCAGUAUCUCAGUGUUGCUGAACGAGCUGAAUUCUCAUCGUCGUUGCAUCUUACCGAGACGCAGGUAAAGAUAUGGUUUCAAAAUCGCCGAGCUAAAGCGAAACGUCUGCAAGAGGCAGAAAUUGAGAAAUUAAGAAUGUCAGCAGUUAGACAGCAUCACAAUUCACUUUAUGGAGCUCAUCAUGGUCUUCUCGGUCCAGCAGCCCUGUAUUCCGUCGGUAUGCUGUCUCAUUCAGCUGGCAUGGCUCCACAUCAUUCAGUACAAUCUCAUCAAGGGAGAGAAUGAAAAUGUCAUUUGAUUAGUUGUCUUGAUCUCUUUCAUAAAAGAGCAAUCAUCGGCUGUUAGUUUAUUAGCAAAAACAUGAGGAAUCUGUGAUUCGUCAUUUAUUCUUUAUAUUCCUUUCAUUCCAAUCGACAUUGUGAAGGACAAGAUAGCAGUACUGAUAGAGUGAGUUAAUUAAAACAUUAACUUGGGUCCGGUGUAUGGUGAUAAGUGCUGGGUAAUCGACCAUUUUAAAGAUCCAUUAUUUUUGUAAAUAUUUUCAUGUAAAUAGUAUAAAAUAAUGUUGUAAAUAUUUGAGACUCCAUUAUGGAGAUUACCAAAAUGAAUUCAAAUGAAAAUUUGUUAAUCAUGAUACUAUCCUGCCCAGUUUAUUUGAUAAAUGUCCUUUUAAUAUGAUUGAUUUUGUAUAAAUGUACAAGUCGUUAGCACGUAAAAUAGAGAAAUAACCUAUUUAAAUAAAAUUCUAAAUGUCUCAAGAUAAAUAUCAAA